AUGAAUGGAGUCGAUUACAAACGCUUCGUGCGUUAUUUCUAUGACCCUCCGCCCAAAUAUGAUGAUAUGUCGGGCACUCCGGUCUGGCUACUGGGGAAUGAGUACAAAUCCACGCCAACGAAGCCAGUAAAUACUACAGACCAUGAUGAUGUGGUGGAGGUCGAGUCAUCCAACGACUCCCACGACCCGUCGGAAGCGAGCGAAUCCACUGCAACUGAUCUACAACCUCAGCAGACUCAAAACACUAGCAGUGGCAGUUUUGAUGAUGCACAGCAUGUCUCUGGUCAUGACCUCCCCUCGUUAUCAAAUGAUCCUACUGAUGGUGGGUGGCCGCAUGCCUUUCUUGACGACUUCGAGUCUCGGAUAUGGAUGACGUAUCGUUCCAACUUUACGCCGAUUCCUCGUUCACAAGAUCCUGCUUCCAGCUCCUCUAUGUCGUUUUCAGUCCGACUUCGCAACUUGACGGAGCGGGAAGGGUUCAGCAGUGAUACGGGUUGGGGGUGCAUGAUUCGAUCAGGACAAUCGCUCCUGGCAAACGCCCUGAUUGUGCUCCAACUCGGCCGUGACUGGAGGCGACCUCAAGCGACCACCCCUCCUGCCCCACCCACUUCCUCGUCUGCCUCUAUGCAAACCGAAGCCUACAUUCUCUCCCUGUUUGCUGACUCCCCUGAAGCUCCAUUCUCUAUCCAUCGCUUUGUCCAACACGGCGCCUCCGCUUGUGGGAAACACCCCGGCCAAUGGUUUGGCCCAUCGGCAACAGCUUCCUGCAUCAAGGAACUCUCUGCAGAAUGUGCUGCCGCUGGCCUACGAGUGUACGUGACCCCUUCAGCAUCAGAAGUUUAUGAAGAUCGAUUUCGUACUAUAGCCGCCACCAGCGCAACUGAUGGAAUCAUCAAACCGACCCUUAUCCUCCUGGGCAUUAGACUUGGGCUAGAUAGAAUUACACCUGUCUAUCACGAAGCGCUUAAGAGUGCGUUUACAUACCCGCAAUCAAUUGGCAUAGCGGGUGGACGUCCCUCUUCCUCGCAUUACUUCAUCGGCUGCCAAGGGGAUAUCUUUUUCUAUCUCGACCCUCACGAGACCCGCCCGUCUCUCCCUUUCCACUCAAAUGCCUCAGACUACACUGAAGAGGAGAUCGCAACCUGCCAUACACGGCGACUGCGCGGCCUGCGGAUCUCGGAGAUGGAUCCCAGCAUGCUGAUUGGGUUUCUAAUCAAGGACGAAACAGACUGGGAGGACUGGAAGAGAAGGCUGAAGGAAGUCAAGGGCAAGGCGAUCGUCAAUGUGUAUGAAAAAGAGCCGCCUGUUCCUGGCGAGACGAAGGAGAGAAAAGAGGCGGUAGAUGAGGUGGAAACAUUCGAUGACGAAGAUGAAGAUGAAGACGACGAGACGGUCACAGUAACAGGUAAGGAAGAGGUAUCGUUGGGAUCGAUCAAGCCUCCACAGGUACCUGCAACGGGAGACCCGCCUGUGCCCGAUGCUCCAACAAAUAUAGAGACGAAGACGUCAUGA
This is a messenger RNA of Exophiala aquamarina CBS 119918, 1512 nucleotides long. RefSeq names its product autophagy-like protein 4. Bases 1 to 1512 code for a protein of 503 amino acids. NCBI's taxonomy places the organism in Eukaryota, Fungi, Ascomycota, Eurotiomycetes, Chaetothyriales, Herpotrichiellaceae. The record is from RefSeq and is a predicted model, not a curated record. Gene Ontology annotation, molecular function: protein-phosphatidylethanolamide deconjugating activity. The transcript has a single exon.